Dunckerocampus dactyliophorus (ringed pipefish) is the source of this 1712-nucleotide messenger RNA. RefSeq names its product MON1 secretory trafficking family member A (gene mon1a). Bases 151 to 1704 code for a protein of 517 amino acids. The record is from RefSeq and is a predicted model, not a curated record. NCBI's taxonomy places the organism in Eukaryota, Metazoa, Chordata, Actinopteri, Syngnathiformes, Syngnathidae. The transcript has 6 exons. Gene Ontology annotation, biological process: protein targeting to vacuole; vesicle-mediated transport.
AAUUUCUACUUCCGCAUCCGGACAGAGGCAUGUUGACAAACGGAGGAAAAAGAAGACGAACUGAGACUAUUACCUUCUAGCAAGUUUGCCUGUGUGUUUGAAGAGACAGAAAGGAGUGAAAGGUAUGCGUCCAGGCUGUUGAUAACAGUGAUGGAUGGAGAAAGCCAAAGGCCUUCUGUGCCAUGGGAAAACGGUACCCUGGCACCUGUGGACCGUCUUCGCUUCGAGAGGGCUGACAGUCCCACACCGGGUCUGGUGGAGGGAACGGAACCGGGUGCUGGUCAGAAGAGUGCCAUGUUUGUUCAUGCACAGUCUUUUGAGGAUCUGACUGCAGAGGCUGAAGAGCCUCACGGGGAUGCCGAGGUGCUCAAAUCCCGAGACUGUGCAGAGGAGAUCAGAGUGCUGGUGGGAGAUGAAAGGGCCGAGGAGCAACACGGCAUUCCAUCAGACUGCAGGACUAAAGAGGAGGAUGUGUCCAGCGAGGCAUGGAGGAGCCACAAGAAGCACAUGUUUGUGCUGAGCGAGGCCGGAAAGCCAAUUUACACCCGCUAUGGCACAGAGGAGGCUCUGUCCAGCACCAUGGGUGUGAUGAUGGCCCUCGUGUCCUUUGUUGACGCUGAGAAGAAUAUCAUUCGCUCUAUUCACGCAGAUGGAUGUAAAGUGGUUUUCCUCACCAAGAGUCCGCUGGUCCUGGUGGGAGUUUCCCGUACCUGUCAGUCAGACAAGGAGCUUCUGAGGGAGCUGCAGUAUGUCUAUUACCAAAUUGUUAGCCUACUCACCCUCACCCAGCUCAACCACAUCUUCCAGCACAAGCAGAAUUAUGACCUACGACGCUUACUGGCUGGUUCAGAGUAUCUCACUGACAACCUGCUGUACCGGCUGGACCACGACCCGGGCCUGCUGCUAAGCGCUGUCACCUGCCUGCCUCUGGCCAGCUCGUCCAGGGACGUCAUCUCCUCCAGCCUGCAGGCUGCCAAGUCCAAAAACCUUGUGUUCUCUAUUCUGCUGGCAGGAGACCGCCUGGUCACUCUGGUUAGGAAAAAGGACCAGUUCCUGCACCAUAUAGACUUGCACCUUGUCUUCAACCUUGUUGGCUCCUCCUCGUCUUUUCGGGAGGGUGAAGGCUGGACACCAAUUUGUCUGCCAAAGUUCAACACUGCAGGAUUCUUCCAUGCUCAUAUUUCCUACUUGGAGCCCAAGUCCGAGCUGUGCCUUAUUCUAGUGUCAACGGAUCGAGAGGACUUUUUUAACAUGUCUGAUUGCAAGCAAAAGUUUCUAGACAGGCUAAGUAAACGCAGUGCCUAUCAAGCCCUGAAGGAGGGGCUGAAGUCUCCCAGCUAUUCUUUGGCACAGAUUGGCAUCCCAGAACUCAGGCACUUCCUGUACAAAUCAAAGAGCUCUGGACUGUAUACCAGUCCAGAGUUUCCUGAGGUGUACCAGUCAGAUGAAGAGCAGGAGAGGCUAAUGAGUUUGUACCAGGACCUUCACAGUUACUUGCACCAUCCAACCAGACCCUUACGCUACUUUUACCGCUGUGGUGAAACUGAAAACAUGAUGGCCUGGGUGACAAGCGGCUUUGAGCUUUACUUGUGUUUCAGUCCCCUGGGCACAAAGGCGUUGGCUAUUUCUGCUGUCAACAAACUGCUGAAAUGGAUCAGGAAGGAGGAGGAUCGCCUGUUCAUCCUGAGUCAUCUCACCUACUGAGGCUUCUU